Manihot esculenta (cassava) is the source of this 1365-nucleotide messenger RNA. RefSeq names its product probable WRKY transcription factor 48. The record is from RefSeq and is a predicted model, not a curated record. The transcript is spliced from 3 exons. Gene Ontology annotation, molecular function: DNA-binding transcription factor activity; sequence-specific DNA binding. Gene Ontology annotation, biological process: regulation of DNA-templated transcription. Lineage: Eukaryota; Viridiplantae; Streptophyta; Magnoliopsida; Malpighiales; Euphorbiaceae. Bases 115 to 1083 code for a protein of 322 amino acids.
AAUAAAAAAACUUCAAAAAGGCGAAGAAAGAGAAAAGGAGAACAAGUGCCAUACUCAAAUGAAGAAGCAGAAUAUGUUCUUUUGAUAUAAAUACACAGAUUGUAUCAAAUUUCUAUGGAGAAGAGAGCCGAGCAAAUGAUAAAGACUGAGAUUUCCAUGGCAAAUUCCACAUUCAUCACGGAGGAGCUUUCCACUAGUUUUGCUUUAUCAUCCACAACCCCAACAUCAGCCAGCAUCUUUGACAUGAUGCCAUGUGAUAUCGGUGAUAAAGCCUCUUUAGGCAUCAUGGACUUGCUUGAUAGCAACCAAGAUUUUGGUACUUCUUUAUUCGAUUGGUUUCAGCCUCCGAUUGUUCCUCACCAACCCUUACCUUCACCGGCGUCUACUGUUCCCGAAUCAUCCGAGGUCUUGAACACUCCGGCCACUCCUAACUCCUCCUCCAUCUCUUCAUCCUCGAAUGAACCAGGAAAUGAGGCACAAGCUAAAGCUGGAGAUGAAGAAGAGCUGGAUCAAGAAAAGAACAAGAAACAGUUGAAACCCAAGAAGAAGAACCAGAAAAGGCAAAGAGAGCCAAGAUUUGCUUUCAUGACAAAGAGCGAAGUUGAUCACCUAGAUGAUGGAUAUAGAUGGAGGAAGUACGGCCAGAAAGCAGUGAAAAACAGCCCUUAUCCUAGGAGCUAUUAUCGUUGCACUAGUGCAGGAUGCGGGGUGAAGAAGAGAGUAGAGAGAUCAUCUGAAGAUCCCACCAUAGUUGUUACAACCUAUGAAGGACAACACACGCAUCCAAGUCCCAUAACCCCUCGGGGAAGUAUCGGACUUUUGCCAGAUUCAGGUGGUUUCGGUGCUGCAACUUCUUUUGUUAUUCCACAACCUCAGUACCAGCAACAGCAACAUGCCUACAUGUAUAGCUCAUCACCUUCUCUGAAUAUUAGCACUAGUAGUAGUAGUUUCUAUCCCCCGUUUUCUCCAAGUUUUCUUCAAGAGAGACGGUUUGGUCCUUCAUCAGCUUCCUUCUUUAGAGACCAUGGGCUUCUUCAGGACAUCGUGCCCACCCAGAUGAGAAAGGAAACUACAGAGGAGUAGAAGGAUUUGCAGUUUAGUUUGCUGGUAUGUAAUUACUCACUUAUGGGGUUUCCUCUCUGGAGAAAAUCCCGCUUCAUCGAUCACCAAGUCUUAAUUUCAAUGACACAGAACCUUAAUUAUAGCUAGAAAAUGAUCGAUGGUGAUGAUGAUGGAGAUGACUAUCCUUUUAAUUAGCAGCUUAUAUAUGCAGGGACUCGUUUCCUUUGUUUCGUAUGGUCCUUUUUUGUUAUUCUUUGUAUGCAGAGUUUAAUUAUCCGGUUAUGGAGAUAUUAGAGUUUGUCU